AUGAGUAGCUUUCCAAAUCUUACGAACAACCCAACUAUCACGGGAAAACUUCUGACACCUGAUAUGUUCUCCAUACUGAAAGACAAGUGUACUUCAAAGGGGUAUGACAUUGAUAAUCUCAUCGAGUCUAGCCAACACAAUCUGUCGACAAAUUUCACUUCAAUCCCGAAUUCCGCGGGAUUGCUGGCGCGCGAUGAAGAAUGUUACGAUCUGUUCAGUGAGCUUAUUGACCCUGUUAUUGGCGAGGUUCAUCAAAUUGAUGAGAUGAAGAAUUUAAGGUCAGAGGUGCCUUCGGGGAAUCCUAUCUAUCGUUGCCAUGGCAAACACAAGAAACUUGCUUUACUUGACUAUGGCUUGAAUCCGGACUCCUUUCCGCCACAACUGUCACGUGACUGGCCUAAAGGUCGGUUCAUCUGGUUUACCGCGGGCAGACAACGCCGUAUAUUUGUUAACUUCAUUGAUCACAUGAAACUUGUCAUAACUCAGCCUGGAGGCGAUUUACAGAAGGCUUUUAGACAAUACAGCAAGCUUCUGUCGGCCAUAAAAGGAUGUCUAACACGAAAAGGAAAUAAGUUCAUGUGGACCUCAAAAUACGGAUUCUUGACGAGUUCACCACAUUAUGUUGGUCCGAGAUUUGAACGUAUAAUAGACGAGCUGCCAAUCAAAAUAGAACUUGCAGUUGAUCCACAAAUCACAGACGUAGUGUGCAUCAGUAACAAACACAAAGUGCAGCUGACAGAGGUUGAUAUUAUUCAGCAAGUUAUCAGCAGUGUCACUCUGCUUCUUGAGAUUGACAAGAGGAGAGAACAUCCUGGAUUUGCUUCCAUAGAACUUUACCUCUAG
Messenger RNA from Orbicella faveolata, 843 nucleotides. RefSeq names its product creatine kinase M-type-like. Lineage: Eukaryota; Metazoa; Cnidaria; Anthozoa; Scleractinia; Merulinidae. The record is from RefSeq and is a predicted model, not a curated record.